AUGGAUUUAUCUUGCACUGGAACUGAAAAAUACAAGAGAGGGGGUAAUUCAGAGAAGAUAAGCUUACAUCGCCCCAAGAAGUCAGUGGAAUUAGAAGGGGUCAUGAUGGAUACUAUUGAUUCAGGUUUAGAAAACCCAUCAACUGUACCAAUAUCAAGUUGUUUCACUGGUAUACUUCAUGAUAACAGUAGUUCAGCUUUAUUAGGUGAAGAUUUAAAUGACGACGCUUUUCAAGCUGAGGUUGCCAAAAAAACUCAAACCCACCUACUAGGGUUGCAGGAGGCAGAAAUAGAAGUUAUUAUAGACAGAUUGAUGAAGAGAGAAGGAGGGAAAGAUCAGGCUUUAUUGCAUAUUGUUACACAAUCACCAACAGAAUUAAAGGUUCUACUGUUCUUAAAUACAUUAUUACAUAAAGGUGCUAAUCCCUCUACAGCAGAUACAGAAUGGAAAACACCAUUACAUCAUGCUGUUAAACGUAAUUUUAAAGGUGUCUGCAGUAAAUUAUUAGAGAAUGAUGCUUUACCUCAUGUAAGGGAUAGAGAAGGAAAGAUGCCAUUCCAUAUUGCCUUAGAAAAUAAAAAUGAUAGCAUUGCAGCCAUGUUGUUAGUAAGCAUGCCUAAUUUAGUAGUUCGUACUCUUUAUACAAGUAGUGGUUCCAUGCCUUCAGAAUUAAAGUUUCAUGAUUUACUUGAUUGUGACAGUAAUCUUAGUAUGGAGAAAACUGCUCUAGGAGUUUUAGACUGUAUGAUGGACUAUAUAGGUGAUAGUGGAAAUGUUCGGGUGUAUUACCAUGUAUUAGAGGCUGAUCUUAAAGGUCAUUCACCACAACAUGAAGAUUUUGAUGGUUCCUCUAAAUCAUGUCUUCAACUUAUAUCUAAGAAUGGCUUAAAGACUCUGGUAUUUCAUGAUGUAGUCCGAUUGUUGAUUAGAAGGAAAUGGAAAUUAUAUGCAAGGUUCAGAUUUCAAUUAAACUGUGCUGUAUUUUUAUUGACAUUGUUUGCAAUGACGUUUACUGCUGUAGUAGCUGUUGAUACAGUAGACCCAGCACAAUAUCAUGGGCCAUUACAAAUAGCUCGAGCUGUGUUUGAAGUAUGGUGGUAUGUACAUGCUGUCAUAACAUUUAUACUGGAAUUAAACCAAAUGAGAAAGCACAAAUUAGACUAUUGGAAGGAUAAGUUUAAUUGGUUAGAUUGGUUAUCAUCUAGUUUAUUAAUAACUGUAGCACCACUACGAUUUACUAACCAUACAGAACAGUGGGCUGUUUUCUCUAUAGGUUAUCUAUUAUGGACUAUUAGAAUCUUUAAAUAUGCUGCUGUUUCAAGACAAACUGGUGCCUAUGCUCAGAUAUUAUGGAGAAUUGUUGGUCAUGAUUUCCUACAGUUUCUAUCUGUGUUUACUGUUAUUUUGGUUGCCUUUAGUGGAUCAUUUGUUCUUGCUUUAAGAGGAGAAAAUUCCUUACAGCUUCACUCUGAAACUAGUUCAUUCUGGGAGAUCCUGUUGUCUGGUAUAAGAAUUUUAAUCGAAGCUGAACCUGUGACAGAAUAUUAUGGUGAUAGAGGAUAUGGUGCACUAGGCUGUAUACUAAUGGUGAUAUUUCUAUUUACGUGUUGUGUAGUGUUAUUAAACAUAUUAAUAGCUCAGUUGUCUGAUACUUAUCAACACGUUCAACGGGAUGCACAGCGUGGGUUGGAGUUAAAUCGAGCAUGGAUCAUAGCACGUGUAGAGUUAAAUAGUAUCAGAAUAGGAAAGGGAUUUAGAGUAACCCAUUACUUAGAAAGAGAAGAUAUAAAGAAUCCACAAGAAUUAUUGGUAAAAUGGGAAACUCCACCAUUAAAUGAAAUGAAUAAAACUAUAUUAGAUCUACAUGAUGGUCUUGAAUCUCAUAAACUCAAUCUUAUUACCAUUAAAAAUAGAAUGGCUAAACAAGAAUAUAUUCUGACUAGAAUGCAGGAGCAGCUAGAUAUUUUGGUACCAUUAGAUAAACCUACAAAGCCUCUUCCAUCUAAAUUCACACUACAAGAUCCAGGAGACGAUGAAGGUGACAACAAAAAUUAG
This is a messenger RNA of Lottia gigantea (owl limpet), 2055 nucleotides long. RefSeq lists its product as hypothetical. Gene Ontology annotation, molecular function: calcium channel activity; protein binding. Lineage: Eukaryota; Metazoa; Mollusca; Gastropoda; Lottiidae. The record is from RefSeq and is a predicted model, not a curated record. Gene Ontology annotation, biological process: calcium ion import across plasma membrane. The coding region runs from base 1 to 2055 and encodes 684 amino acids. Gene Ontology annotation, cellular component: membrane. The transcript is spliced from 14 exons.